UACGCCGAAUUCAUUUUCACGCAGAACCUGACUCUCUAUCACCAAAAACCAAUUCUCAAAUUCAAAAUUAAUUUUUAUCAAAUUAUCACAAUCCAACUCCAAUCUUCAGGUGAACCGUCGGAAAUUCAACGAUGAUAGACUCCGACAACAUUUCUGGAGGUGAUUCUCAAGGCGGCGGAUCGAACUCUCACGGAAGCGAGAUGUCACCAAGAGAACAUAAGCAAUCUCUUGAUUUUGGUAACAAUUGCAACCAAAAUUCAUUGAGAAGUGAAAAGGUUAGGAAUCACAUACCCAAUGACCUUGCAUUCUCUGUACUGUCAAAACUUCCUUUAAAAUCUUUGAAACGUUUUGGAUGCGUAUGCCAAACAUGGGCUCUCUUAUUUGAAAACCCACAUUUCAUGAGCAAGUUCCGCACUAAUUUCAUAUCUCAUUGUCACUCUCAUUACAUUGAUACAUCUUUACUCGUAUAUGAGGUUAUAAGAUAUGAUGAUUAUACCGAAAAUUUCUCUUUCUAUUCGCUUUCUGGUAAGAGGUAUGAGAAUAGAGUAAAAUUAGACUUUCCAUGUCCUUUUCAAGUUGAAAACAGCUAUUAUUUUAUUUAUUGUGAUACUAUUACUGGGACAGUUUGCCUUAAAUUACGAAACACAAUUGUACUUUGGAAACCAACUACUCAUGAAUUUAAGUUCAUUCCUUCCAGUCCUGUUGAGUCUGUAUCACCUUAUCGGGAGUUCCAAGUGUUUUGUCAUGGGUUUGGUUAUGAUCAUAUAAGAGACGACAUUAAGAUUAUUACGUUCACAGCAUUUGCACCUUUAUGGCAGAGUCCUCGUUGUCUUCAACUUCUUCAACAGCUUGGUGUGCGACGAGAAGAUGUGCCAUGGAAUGAAAUAUCUUGUGAACCUGUGUGGGAGAUUUAUAGCUUAAGAUGUAACUCUUGGAAGAAACUUGAUUUUGAUAUGCCUAAUUGUUGGGAUGAUAGUUGGUCAUAUAAGCGGUUGUACACGGAAGGAGUAUGUCAUUGGUGGUCUGAUCGUGAAGACUUAUUGGUUUCAUUUGACUUAAGAAAUGAAAUGUUUUUUACAACAGCCAUUCCCUUAGACAUAUCCGACACAGACCCCGAUCUUUGGCUGAGAAAAUUUUUGGCGAUGCUUAAUGGGUCAAUUGCUUCGAUUUUAUGGUAUACGACUUAUUUUCACAUAUCGAUUUUGGGUGAACUUGGCGUAAAUGAAUCAUGGACUAAAUUAUUCGUUGUUGGACCAUUGCUCAACAUUCAGCGUGUUGUUGGAAUGGGAAAGAAUGGUGAUAUAUUCUUUAAAACAAAAGAUGGUAAACUAGUCUUGUUGGAUUUAAGUACAGGGAUAAUUGAAGACAUGGGUUUUAAAGGAGGACAUGCAUAUGAUAUAGCAAUUUUUAAGGAAAACAAUAUUUUAAUGGCUGGAAUAAAUCUUUAA
Messenger RNA from Trifolium pratense (red clover), 1448 nucleotides. Its product is annotated as putative F-box protein At5g62660. The record is from RefSeq and is a predicted model, not a curated record. NCBI's taxonomy places the organism in Eukaryota, Viridiplantae, Streptophyta, Magnoliopsida, Fabales, Fabaceae. Gene Ontology annotation, molecular function: protein binding. The coding region runs from base 132 to 1448 and encodes 438 amino acids. The transcript has a single exon.